AUGGAGGAGCACAGUUGUAUAUGGAAAGACUGUGGGUUCUGUUCUGUGGAGAGUGCUGAGGAGUUGAAGCGCCACGUCUAUUUCCACUGUUACCACACCAAGCUGAAGCAGUGGGGCCGGGGGGUACUCAAGGCCCAGCCCAGCCUCGGCACCUGCACCAUUGGCCUCCACAACCGCAACAUCGUGCCUGACAUCACAGACAACUUCAUCUGCCAGUGGGACCAAUGUGAGCAACCCUCUCUGGUCAACCCAGAGUGGUUCUACCGCCAUGUGGAGAUGCACAGCAUGUGUAUGGACGUACCCCCUGCUGAGAAUGAGACAUUGGUGUGCUGUGGCUGGAAGGACUGCGACGCCAGGUUUAAAGGGCGGUUUAAGCUGCGGGAGCACCUGCGGAGCCACACUGGGGAGAAGGUGGUGGCUUGCCCAAUCUGUGGAGGGAUGUUUGCCAACAACACCAAGUUCUUUGACCACAUCAGACGGCAGACCACCAUCGAGGGUCAGAGGUUCCAGUGCUCCCACUGCUCCAAGCGCUUUGCAACGGAGAGACUACUGAGGGACCACAUGAGGAAUCAUGUGAACCACUACAACUGUCCAUUGUGUGACAUGACCUGCCCGUCCCCCUCAUCGCUGCGGAACCACGUCAAGUUCCGCCACAGCAACGAGAAGCCUUACAGCUGUGAAUACUGCGAGUACAGCUGUAAAAACCUUAUCGACCUUCGUAAACACCUGGACACCCACAGCAAUGAGCCGGCCUACCGCUGUGACCUCACUAACUGUGACUACACCACACGCUCACUGCACUCCAUCAAGAACCACUACAAGAAAGUACAUGAGGGAGAUUUUGUGGCUCGCUACAAGUGUCAUGUCUGUGAUCAGUGCUUCACUAGGGGAAACAACCUCACUGCCCACCUCCGCAAGAAGCACCAGUUCAAAUGGCCCUCUGGACACCCACGAUUCAGGUAUAAGAAACACGAGGACGGCUUUAUGCGUCUGCAGCUGAUUCGCUAUGAGAGCAUGGAGCUGACAGAGCAACUGAUGAGAGAGAGACCAGAGGGAGAGGACGCUUCCCAGACAGAGAGCUUGGGGCCUGGGGAAGACGAGGAGGAUGCCAGGGCGGUAGCACACUUCACAGACUUACAGGUGGAGAUGAGAGGGGUGCUGUUGGGUGGGGUGUGGGAUCAGGGGGAGGGGGUAUUCUAUGUUCUGACUAGUGGUGACCCGUCUCAGGCAGGGGAGGACACUGUGAUGCUCCAGGACACUGCUCAGCAGCUGGGCAUGCAGGUCGUAUAA
Oncorhynchus gorbuscha (pink salmon) is the source of this 1290-nucleotide messenger RNA. RefSeq names its product histone H4 transcription factor-like. The transcript has 9 exons. The record is from RefSeq and is a predicted model, not a curated record. Gene Ontology annotation, biological process: anatomical structure development; regulation of transcription by RNA polymerase II. Lineage: Eukaryota; Metazoa; Chordata; Actinopteri; Salmoniformes; Salmonidae. Gene Ontology annotation, molecular function: DNA-binding transcription factor activity, RNA polymerase II-specific; RNA polymerase II cis-regulatory region sequence-specific DNA binding. Bases 1 to 1290 code for a protein of 429 amino acids.